This is a messenger RNA of Acomys russatus (golden spiny mouse), 2128 nucleotides long. RefSeq names its product interferon regulatory factor 2 binding protein 1 (gene Irf2bp1). Gene Ontology annotation, molecular function: transcription corepressor activity. The transcript has a single exon. Gene Ontology annotation, cellular component: nucleus. Gene Ontology annotation, biological process: regulation of transcription by RNA polymerase II. The record is from RefSeq and is a predicted model, not a curated record. NCBI's taxonomy places the organism in Eukaryota, Metazoa, Chordata, Mammalia, Rodentia, Muridae. The coding region runs from base 14 to 1768 and encodes 584 amino acids.
GGAGGAGGGCGCCAUGGCGUCCGUGCAAGCGUCCCGCCGCCAGUGGUGCUACCUGUGCGACCUGCCCAAGAUGCCGUGGGCCAUGGUGUGGGACUUCAGCGAGGCCGUGUGCCGCGGCUGCGUGAAUUUCGAGGGCGCGGACCGCAUCGAGCUGCUCAUAGACGCCGCCCGCCAGCUCAAGCGCAGCCACGUGCUCCCGGAGGGCCGCUCGCCGGGACCCCCGGCCCUCAAGCACCCGACCUCCAAGGACCUGGCCUCCACGGGCUCCCAGAGCUCCCAGUUGCCACCCCCGCAGGCCCAGGCGCAGCCAUCGGGGACCGGAGGGAGCGUCUCGGGCCCGGACCGCUAUGACAGGGCUGCAUCGUCCAGCCGCCUGGCGUUGCCUUCGCCGGCUUUGGAGUACACCCUGGGGUCCCGUCUGGCCAACGGGCUGGGCCGCGACGAGGCCGUGGCGGAAGGGGCACGCAGGGCUUUGCUUGGCUCUAUCCCCAGCUUGAUGCCCCCGGGGCUGUUGGCAGCUGCAGUGUCUGGCCUGGGAGGCCGAGCCCUGACGCUGGCCCCUGGCUUAAGCCCCGCUCGUCCGCUCUUCGGCUCCGAUUUCGAGAAGGAGAAGCAACAGAGGAACGCGGACUGUCUGGCAGAACUGAACGAGGCCAUGCGGGGCCGGGCGGAGGAGUGGCAUGGGCGUCCCAAGGCUGUGCGGGAGCAGCUGCUGGCGCUGUCCGCCUGCGCCCCUUUCAAUGUCCGCUUCAAGAAGGACCACGGGCUGGUGGGAAGGGUGUUCGCCUUUGAUGCCACGGCCCGCCCCCCUGGCUAUGAGUUUGAGCUGAAGCUCUUCACCGAAUACCCCUGCGGUUCUGGCAACGUGUACGCCGGGGUCCUCGCAGUGGCCCGGCAGAUGUUUCACGAUGCUCUUCGAGAGCCCGGGAAGGCCCUGGCCUCCUCCGGCUUCAAGUACCUCGAAUACGAACGCCGCCACGGUUCAGGGGAAUGGCGCCAGCUGGGAGAGCUGCUUACCGAUGGGGUCCGAAGCUUCCGAGAGCCUGCCCCUGCAGAGGCCCUGCCCCAGCAGUACCCAGAACCGGCCCCUGCUGCUCUGUGUGGCCCACCACCGCGAGCCCCGUCCCGGAACCUGGCGCCCACGCCACGCCGUCGCAAGGCAUCCCCCGAGCCCGAGGGUGAGACGGCUGGGAAGAUGACCACGGAGGAACAGCAACAGCGGCACUGGGUGGCACCAGGUGGUCCUUACUCUUCAGAGGCUCCUGGGGUGCCCUCACCUAUUGCUGCCCUCAAGAAUGUGGCCGAGGCCCUGGGCCACUCACCCAAGGACCCUGGUGGGGGUGGAGGCCCUGUGCGCGCAGGGGGCGCUAGCCCCGCCGCUUCCUCCACGACCCAAGCACCAACACAGCAUCGCCUAGUCGCCCGCAACGGAGAGGCAGAAGUCAGCCCCACAGCCGGGGCUGAAGCUGUCAGCGGGGGUGGUAGCGGCACAGGGGCGACCCCUGGAGCCCCCUUGUGCUGUACCCUGUGCAGAGAGAGGCUGGAAGACACCCACUUCGUGCAGUGUCCCUCGGUCCCCGGACACAAGUUCUGUUUUCCUUGCUCCCGAGAGUUCAUCAAGGCGCAGGGCCCAGCCGGAGAGGUGUACUGCCCCAGUGGAGACAAAUGUCCGCUGGUGGGUUCCUCUGUCCCCUGGGCCUUCAUGCAGGGCGAGAUCGCUACAAUCCUUGCUGGAGACAUCAAGGUCAAGAAAGAAAGGGACCCGUAGGCUGCCACUGCCAUCAGGCUACCUUUCCCCCCUUUCCCCCCCUUUGACCAUCCACCGCAGCUGCGGAUAAAUUAUUCCCUACCCCACCCAACCCAGAAACCCUAAGCUGUGUAUAUAUCCUUUUCCUCUGCCCAAGAUGGGUCCCCUGGGGUAGAUACAUUGUGGGUGGGGGAGGAAGAGAGCUGUGGCUCCUGUCAGAGCGGGUGUUUGGAGUUCCUGGGCCCUCCAAUUUCCUUCUCCUUCCUUGGCUUGGCUUUCCUGCUGUUGGUAGUUGGGGGGAGAGGUACCCCGCUUGUUCUUGAGAAGAGACCUCCUGAGAGCUCGCUCUUCAUAAAUGAAGCAAAAGCAUUUUAUUGCCCC